Felis catus (domestic cat) is the source of this 2582-nucleotide messenger RNA. RefSeq names its product protein arginine methyltransferase 7 (gene PRMT7). The record is from RefSeq and is a predicted model, not a curated record. The coding region runs from base 236 to 2566 and encodes 776 amino acids. Lineage: Eukaryota; Metazoa; Chordata; Mammalia; Carnivora; Felidae. Gene Ontology annotation, biological process: peptidyl-arginine methylation. The transcript has 19 exons. Gene Ontology annotation, molecular function: protein-arginine omega-N monomethyltransferase activity.
UUUAUUUAUUUCGAGAGAGAAGGGGAGAGAGAGAAUUCCAAGCAGGCUCCAUGCUGUCAGUGCAGAACCCAGCUUAGGCCUUGGACCCAUCCACAAACCGGGAGAACGUGAAGUGUGCUGAAGUCGAACACUUAACCAACUGAGCCACCCAGAUUUCUGAUGAUUAGACCUGUCCACAAGAAGUGAGCUGGCAAGACUGGUUUUCUGUGGUGAAACUGAGAAGCUGAUUGGCGCCAUGAAGGUCUUCUGCGGGCGGGCCAAUCCAACCACUGGCUCUGUGGAGUGGCUGGAAGAGGAUGAGCACUAUGAUUACCACCAGGAGAUUGCAAGAUCCUCCUAUGCUGAUAUGUUACAUGACAAAGACAGAAAUAUAAAAUAUUAUCAGGGUAUCCGGGCUGCUGUGAGCAGGGUGAAGGACAGAGGACAGAAGGCUUUGGUUCUUGACAUUGGCACUGGCACGGGACUCUUGUCAAUGAUGGCGGUCACAGCAGGGGCUGACUUCUGCUAUGCCAUUGAGGUUUUCAAGCCUAUGGCUGAUGCUGCUGUAAAGAUUGUGGAGAAAAAUGGCUUCAGUGAUAAGAUUAAGAUUAUUAACAAGCAUUCCACUGAGGUGACGAUGGGGCCAGAUGGUGACAUGCCAUGCCGUGCCAAUAUCCUGAUAACGGAGUUGUUUGAUACGGAACUGAUUGGAGAGGGAGCGCUGCCUUCCUAUGAACAUGCACACAGGCAUCUCGUGCAGGAAAACUGUGAGGCAGUGCCUCACAGAGCAACUGUCUAUGCUCAGCUGGUGGAGUCCAGGAGGAUGUGGUCGUGGAAUAAGCUCUUUCCUAUCCCCGUGCAUACCAGCUGUGGAGAGCAGGUCAUCGUCCCCCCCUUGGAACUGGAGAGGUGCCCUGGUGCACCCUCUGUCUAUGACAUUCAGCUGAACCAGGUGUCGUCCUCUGACUUCACUGUCCUCAGUGAUGUGCUGCCUAUGUUCAGUGUGGACUUCAGCAAGCAAGUCAGUAGCUCAGCAGCCUGCCACAGCCGGCAGUUUGAACCUCUGGCAUCUGGUCGAGCUCAGGUGGUUCUCUCUUGGUGGGACAUUGAAAUGGACCCUGAGGGGAAGAUUAAAUGCAGCAUGGCCCCCUUCUGGGCACACUCAGACCCAGAGGAGCUACAGUGGCGGGACCACUGGAUGCAGUGUGUGUACUUCCUGCCACAAGAAGAGCCUGUUGUCCAAGGCUCAAGCAUCUACCUGGUAGCGCACCAUGAUGACUAUUGUGUAUGGUACAGCCUCCAGAGGACCAGCCCUGAAAAGGACAGGAGAGUCUAUCCACCACGCCCCGUGUGUGACUGCCAAGCUCACCUGCUCUGGAACCGGCCUCGGUUUGGAGAGAUCAACGAUCAGGACAGAACUGAUCAGUACAUCCAGGCUCUGCGGACAGUGCUGAAGCCAGACAGUGUCUGCCUGUGUGUCAGUGACGGCAGUCUGCUCUCCUUGUUGGCCCAUCACCUUGGGGCAGAGCAGGUAUUUACAGUAGAGAGCUCAGCAGCUUCUCAUAGACUGAUGAAAAAAUGCCCAGGGAGUCAACACUCACAAGCUGACCUGACUGAUUGGUUCCAUGAUGGUAUUUCUUCCCAUGGCCAUCGAUUGGUUUUGAUUUCCUUUCUGAAGGAAACUACCAGAACUACAAGCCUAUUGCUAAGUCCUGCUGAUAUGUCUAUUUUCAAGGCUAAUCACUUGGAAGAUAAAAUUAAUAUAAUAGAGAAACGGCCUGAAUUGUUAACAUCUGCAGACUUGGAGGGUAAAAAGAUCUCUCUCCUCCUGGGUGAACCAUUCUUCACUACCAGCCUGCUGCCCUGGCACAACCUGUACUUCUGGUAUGUGCGGACUGCCAUGGACCAGCAUCUGGGGCCUGGUGCUGUGGUGAUGCCCCAGACUGCCUCGCUGCACACUGUGGUCGUGGAGUUCAGGGACCUAUGGCGGAUCCGGAGUCCCUGUGGUGACUGCGAAGGUUUUGACGUACACAUCAUGGAUGACAUGAUUAAGGCCAGUGGCUCUGGUUCUGUCUCUGCCCACUGCCACCUCCCCUUCCCUUCUCAGCGUGCCCUGGACUUCAGGGAGAGCAAGGAGGCCGAACCCCACCCGCUGUGGGAGUACCCAUGCCGCUGUCUGUCUGAGCCCCAGCAGAUCCUGACCUUUGAUUUUCGGCAGCCAGUACCCCCACACCUGAUCCAUGCUGAGGGCUCCAUUGAGCUGAGGAGGCCUGGGAGGAGCCAUGGGGCCGUCCUGUGGAUGGAAUACCACCUCACGCCGGACAGCACUGUCAGCACUGGCCUCCUGAAGUCUGCAGAGGACAAGGUAGUGCUGUGCACGGGGACUGUUGCUGGAACCCCCACUGCAAGCAGGCAGUGUACUUCUUCACCACGGCGGACCCCAGAGCGCCGCUGGGCAGCCCUCAGACUGUCAGUUACACCGUGGAUUUCCACCCCCACACUGGAGACAUCACCAUGGAUUUCUCACUCUCAGACACCCUGGACGAUGGGCAGUGACCCUCACCUGUUAAGAAAUAAAGUGGCCUGAGGGCUCUGGGCUCUGA